CACGUAGUCGCGCAUGCGCAAAGCUAGAAAAUGAAAACGAGGAUUACUACAUCCGGGACCUGGAAAAUAUGGACGUUAUAAGUUGAUCAACUUUCCUGACAUUUUUACGCAAUGUAUACACAACAAGGCACAUGAUAGCGAAGCCAAGAAUUUUUAUCGAUACUCUGUAUGUAUUUGUACCAUAAUAUCAACAUUUGAUCUACUGAAAACCACAAAGUAAUUUGUAAAUAUACUUUGAAUUCUCAAAAGUUUCAAAAUAUUUGAGAACCCGGAAGUGACUUUCCUGAUGAGAUUAUUUAGUAUUUUACAUUAUUCCAAUAUUUACAAAUAAGUAGCACUAUGAGUACACCAACAAGUGGUGGAAGGAGGAGAGGUGCAACUAGAACAUAUUCUGCAGAAGACCAUGCCCUUUCUGUUAUUGCUCGUGAGGCGGAGGGCAGACUGGUGGCCAAACGGCAGGCCAGGGCUGAGGCCAGGGGGCUGAGGAUGAAAGAACUAGAGAAGCAAGCUAGAGAGGAAGAGUUUAAACAAGACAGGCAGUUUGAAAAGACCAAUGAGUACAAGGCUACGACCAGGUUAAGCAAUAUGACAAACUACAGCGGGUCACGUCGAGGGAGUGACGAUUCAUCAGAGGAAGGAUCCACGACAUCGAGAGAACUAAAGAAAGAAUUAGCAGAUUUAGAAAUGAAAUAUAAAAAUGUGCAAGUUACAAAUGCACAAUUAGAUAAUGAAAAACAAACGAUAAGAUUCCAGCUGGAACUGUUGAAAGACCAGAUAGAAGAGAUGGAGGAGACACUAACCGAUCUUCAAAGGCAGUAUAAAGAUAAAAAUAGGCAAUAUGAGAAUCAGAAGCGUGACUUCCAGGACCUUCAGCGGCAGUUUGACUUCCUUCAGCAGCAGUUAAAACAGAGAGAUGAACUUAUAGAGGAGCAUGGCCUGGUGCUAGUUGGUGGGGAGGGAAUAGAAGAAGGAGAGGGAGAGGGGAAGAAGACGAAGAUUGGCACAGCAGCCCUAGUCACACCAGAGGCAGCUCAGCUACUGGAGAAUGAUGCUGAUGAUGGAACAACUUUAGGUGGAGCAACAUUAGAUGAAAAACUCAAGAACUUUGCCACAGAAAGAAAGCAGUUAUUAGCACAGAUAAAGAAACUCAAAGAUGACCUGGAGACUGAAAAAGAACGAAAUUUAUUAACUGAAAAAUAUAAUUCUCCUGUUAAAAAAUCUAAUGGUCCAGAUCCAACUGCUCUGAUAGACAUGCAGAAAGACACAAACAGACAAAUCAAUGACUAUAAGUUCAAACUCCAGAAGGCUCAACAGGAGAUUACGACACUAGAUGGCAGUGUGAUCAGACUCGAGAGCCAAGUAAAACGCUACAAAACCGCUGCAGAGAACUCUGAAAAGGUUGAAGAAGACCUGAAACAAGAGAAAAGGAAACUUCAAAGAGAGUUACGAGAAACUCAGAACUCUGUAGAAGAAUUGCAGUCAGCCAAUAAUCAUUUGCAAAAGAGACUAGAAAAAGUUAAAUCUGAUCGGCGUGCUAUCAUGAACACAUAAGUAUGAAUACUUGCAUAUAGGAUUUUACAAUUUAAACUAGGAUAUUAACGAAUUAUAGGACAUCAAGUUUGAUGAGAGCUACUUAAACUGUUAUAAAGUUGUGUUUUUCAUUGGCAGUUGAAAAUUGUGUGAGUCCCAAGCGCCAUCUUUAGUGCGUAAGAAGCAGUUGUUGAACCCUGGAAUAAAAUAACUUAAUAGUUAUCCUCUACUUUCAAUAUAAAGAAUGGAAUUACCAAGGAAUGAAAUGUAUGGGAUCUGUUUAAACUUAUGUUUACUCAUUAUGUCAGAAACAGACCCCAUUCUCAUAAGGAAUAAAAUAUAGCUUACACAAAAAUGCCAAAAAAUCAUCAGAUAUGGAAAGAAGACUAAUUGAGACUUUUUUUAUGAAUGGUGACAUAAGCAAGUUACUAGGAGAUUCAAUCUAUACUGGAAACAAUUAGAUUUUAAUAUAUUAAGAAUUAAUAUAUUGAAUGGUUACACUGAAUCUGGAUUAAUGAUGUUUUGAACUUCUCAUGUAGAAAUGAUGAUUUGAUUUUGGAUGACAUACUCCAGUUUUCUACAAAAAAAUACAAAUUUUCAUUGUAUUAUGCUUGAAGAAAUGCACUGUUUUACACUGGCUCGAAAAUUUUACUCUGCAAGAAUUUUUCAUGACCUCUGAUCGAUGAAAUCCUAAAAACUUUUUGAGAAGAUUUUUGAGAAGAUUAGACUUUUCCAAUAAACCUUUCACCCUUUGCUACACUAAAUGAAAUAAGAUAGGAUAGUUUGACUCAUGAUGUAAUAUAAGUGAUAUCUGUAUCAGAUAAUUGUAUCCCAUUUUUGAAUACCAGACAUCUUGUUUAUAUAUUCUGGAUUUUCUUGAUCUAGCAAAACGUGUCUGGGUUUAUUGGAACUGUAUAUUGCGCAUGUAAUUUGAGGAGACUCGGCUGCUGUACAUGGUGGUGUAUUUUGCUUCAUCAUUUAAAAAAUCCACAAAAAUUGCAACUUCCUUGAAAAUUCUGAAACUGAAAUUGUUGUGGCCAGCUAUUCUGCUCCAACAUGGAAAAAAUUUGGAAAAUGUUGCUGACUGUUAGGGAAGUUUAGAAAUAGGUACAUCUAAGAUGUAAAAGUAAAAGUGGUCAUUUGAUUGGUAUUAUGCUCUAUCAAAAACCAUAUUGGUUUUGAAAAGGUGUCUAACUUCACAUGACAACCAUAUUAAAAAUGAAUAGGGUGCAUCACAAGAAUGCCUGAUUUUGUGUUCAACAUUGAAUUAUGGACCAGUUCCUAUACACAAUGAAAUUGUAUACAGGUCCGCUUUUUCAUUAGACUGUGUUCACAAAAAAGGGCCAGUUCUUAUGCUACACUCCUUAUGUAUGUAUCCCUGUGUAUAAUCUGCCAUUCCGCCCAUUCAUGCUUAUUUUAUGUCUUGCUCUCUAAAUCUUCUAAAUAAGGUGCUUAAGUGACGGUGUCAAAUUGUUGACAGUUGUGGUAGAAUAAAGUUUAUCUCGGGAGGGGAAUCAAAUCUUUAAUGAAAAAUGUUGCUUUCAAGAUUGGGAAAUCAAGUGCUAGACAGCAAAUCGACAUUUUCAAAUUUUGUAAAAGUUAAAUCAUAACAUAAUAAUCGUUGUUCCUCCACAACAGUCAACAUUUUGACACAAUAUGAUGGCAUUUUCAUUGUGCC
Owenia fusiformis is the source of this 3208-nucleotide messenger RNA. Lineage: Eukaryota; Metazoa; Annelida; Polychaeta; Sabellida; Oweniidae. The record is from the annotation of a GenBank genome assembly.